ACAUCUGCUUUGUUAUCCAUGUUUUCUGCCUGUGGCCUCGGAUACAAUCCGGAUUAUGGAUGCACCCGAUGCGUUGCACGUGCACACUGCGAUUUUGAAGAGAGAAAAGUCCGCAAUUUAACAGAUUUCCUGCAUAUCACUGGCCUGAAAUGGAUUUAAACAUGUACGAGUGAUUGAAAGCAUCAUUUUCCAUCAAUCCUGAACAGAAAUUGACGUGUUCUGCUGUUUUAGAGUGGAUUUACUGGCCCACUUCAGUGCAAGGGCCUACCAUGUUUUUUAAUUCAGUGAUUAACAUUCAGGCAGACGUUCGGUAUCUGACAUGGCUCUGAGUAUUGAACAGAUAUUGACAGAUGCUCGUCUUCUGGUGACACGGCUGAAAGAUCAUGACGGCACAGCAGAUAAUCUCCUCACUCAAACUCAAACUUUAUAUCAGAGAAUGGAUGCCAUGAAACAGUAUGAAGACGAUAUCACAGAACUGAACGAAAUCGCCCGACACAGGCCCAGGUCCACAUUGGUCCUAGGAAUUGCUCAGGAGAACCGUCAAAUCCGAGAACUUCAGCAUGAGAAUCGCGAGCUGCGGCUGUCUCUGGAGGAACAUCAGUCUGCACUAGAGCUGAUCAUGAGCAAAUACAGAGAGCAGAUUCUCAAACUGCUGACCAGUAACAAGCUUGAACAGAGAGCUGUGCAUAAUGAUCAAACAAUGGAAGCUUGUUCUCUGAUGGAUAAAGUGUGUGAGAUGGCUGCUGUCAUGCAGAAGGCUAUAAACUUAGAUGAAAAACUGGAUGCCAAUGAAAUGGAAAUGUUGAGUCGGUUGAAACGAGAAAAUCAAGGACUGAGAGAGUUACUCAGUAUUAGUUCUUCCAUAAAUGGCACGCCAGCGAGUGAAAACCAGAAAAAUUCAACUGCUGCCAAAACACAAACCGAUGAAUCUCUUGGGGAAACCAGCUCUAGCACCAAACCAACAACACCUCGAAAUGAUAAGACUGAAAAUUCUGAACCAACUGAAUCCACAGAAACCCUUAAACCAGAAAGUGGAUCUGGUAGCUCCUAACACUUCCCGGAUCACAUGAUACAGACCCACAUUAUGUGGACUUCCUUGCAUGCACAGCGAUUCUUUUCUUUUUUGAUUUUGUUUGGUACUGUGACGACGUGGCGUUAACAUGUUUAAUAUCGACAGAUCUGGUCACAAAAUUUACACCUUCAAAAGUCUGUCAGAUAAGGGAACAUUUUCACAGAAAUUUGCACAGAAAAUUGUCAUUAAAUAUACAUUUGUGUGUUGAAACCUCACAAGGUGAAAUUUAAGAGAAGAAAUCAUUUCAUGAACUUUUGUGAAAGUGGCACCUGUAUCUGAAUCUUUUCAACAUCCUUCCUGCAUAUUUAUGACCUUUCAGUUAAAUAUUUAUUAUUAAAUAAUAGAGAAUCAUAUUUAAUUGUACAUCAUCUUCAUGUGAUGAGAAAUCCUGUUAGUAUCAGUUACAUUUCAAUUUUAAAUACAAAACUUUUGAUUCUUCUGUCAAUCUAAAGAAAACUUCUGAUUGCCUUUUAUUUUAAUAAGUUUAUGAUUUUGUUUUUGAAGUCAAUUUAUUUAUGAUACUGAAGCCAUCACAGCUGGUUUUCUGUGUGGACAUAUUUUGUACAGUGUGACUUGGCCGGGACCAGAGUGUAUGUGACAGUGGUAUUGAGUGAAGGUAGAUGAAUGGUAUGGACGUAUAAAGAAAUCUCUGUACUAUGCUGAAACUGUAACAAUUUCAGCAUGUUUGUACAUACACGUACACACACUCAGUACUGAAAAUAUGCCAGUAACAAUUUACAUAUCUGUCCGUACAUAUUAAUAUAUGUAUUUGUAUACUGUGUAUUUGUAGAAAUAAAAGGCACUAGAUUAUCA
Molecule: messenger RNA, 1885 nt
Organism: Liolophura sinensis
Lineage: Eukaryota; Metazoa; Mollusca; Polyplacophora; Chitonida; Chitonidae
Product: FGFR1 oncogene partner 2 homolog
Exons: 4
Coding region: 320-1051 (243 amino acids)
Source: RefSeq, a predicted model, not a curated record